AUGGCUGCCGCACAGCACAGGACCGUCCUGGUCCUAUACGGCUCCGAGACGGGCAACGCGCAGGAAAUAGCCGAAGAGCUGGGCAGAACCUGUCAGCGAUUGCAUUUCCAAACGACCGUCGAAGAGAUGAACGCCGUGACUCUGCCAGAACUGCUCCAGAAUGAACUUGUCAUAUUCGUCGUCUCCACUACUGGACAGGGCGACAUACCGCACAACUCUACUCUAUUCUGGAAGAGGUUACUCCAAAGAAGACUGCCAGCGGAUUGCCUCACACAAGUUCAAUAUACGUGUUUUGGACUUGGCGACAGCACAUAUGUCAAAUUCAAUUGGGCUGCGCGGAAACUGAUUCGUCGCUUGGACCAACUCGGCGCUUCAACCUUCUACGAGACAUUCGAGGCUGAUGAGCAGUUUCCCGACGGCAUUGAAGGGUCAUUUGCCCGCUGGUCCGACGGCCUCUCCAAGCACCUCCUAGACAAGCAUUCUCAUCCUCCAGGGCUGGAACCCAUCCCCAACGACGUCAUUCUCCCCCCGCGAUGGUCGUUGGAGCCCGCUUUACGGGGUAUUGAGAAGACGACUGCCACCUCGAAGCAGCCGCAAGAGAAUGGCGACACGUCGCCCAAAGCGUCCUCGGGCAACACCCCCCCUGCCGAUCUCUUGCACGUCCCCGGUGGCUGGACAGCCACGCUUGCCGUCAACGAGCGCGCGACGCCCGAAUCACACUGGCAAGAUGUCCGCCUCGUAUCCUUCGACGUCCCCCCUCGAGCACCGCCGUCGGCCUCCGGCGCGGCCCCGGAGCCGCUCCGCUGCCAGCCAGGCGACUGCCUCACCAUCUAUCCCAGAAACUUUCCCGCCGACGCCGAGCGGCUCAUCGCCCUGAUGGGUUGGGAGGCCGUCGCCGACGAACCCCUCGACCUGUCCAAGUGCGGCGCGCUGCCGCGCGGCCUCUUCGUACCGCCCACUCCCACCACCUUGCGCCGGCUGCUCCUCGACAACAUCGAUAUCACCGCCAUCCCGCGGCGCUCGUUCCUCAAGAGUAUGUCCUUCUUCUCCACCGACGAGUACCACCGCGAGCGCCUCCUCGAGUUCACCCUGCCCGACUACGUCGACGAGUAUUUUGAUUACGCCACGCGCGCCCGCCGCACCAUCAUCGAGGUCCUUGAGGAGUUCACCUCGGUCCGCCUGCCCGCCGCGCGGCUCCUCGACAUCUUUCCGCUGAUUCGCGGCCGCGACUUUAGCAUCGCCAACGGCGGCGACCAGCUGCUGCACCAACCCACCGGCCCGGGCUCCGGUGCUUCUUCUUGUACACGGGUGGACCUGCUCGUCGCCAUGGUGCGCUACCGCACCGUCCUCCGCAAGCCGCGCGAGGGCCUCUGCUCGCGCUACCUCGCCUCCCUGCCCGUCGGCGCCGCGCUCACCGUCACCAAAAAGGAUGUGCUAUCGCCCGUUCACGGCGCCGCCUGCGCCCGUCGCCCGCUCAUCGCCCUGGUCACCGGCACCGGCGUCGCGCCCGUCCGCAGCCUCAUCCACGAGCGCCUGACCCACCAAGCGGCACGCGGUGCCGUCGGCCCCAUGCUUCUCUUCUUCGGCAACCGCAACCGCGCCGCCGACUACUUCUUCGAGUCUGAGUGGGCCGCCCUUGGAGGCGAGAAGACCGCCGAUGACAACGACGAGAUUGACAGCCGCCUGCUCACGGUAUUCCCGGCCUUCUCGCGUGACCAGCGCGAGAAGGUGUACGUGCAGGACCUGGUGCGGCGCGAGGCCGCGGCGCUGGCCGCGUUGAUCCCGCGGCGGCCCGUCUUCGCCGUCUGUGGCGGGUCGUCCCGCAUGGCCGAGGCGUGUCGGCGCGCCGUCUGGGAGCCCUUCCUCGACGCAGCGGGCGGUAACGAGGCGGAGCGGGCGGAGCGUAGGAGGAUGCUCGACGAGGUGACGUGGUGGCAGGAGAUUUGGUAG
Messenger RNA from Cordyceps fumosorosea ARSEF 2679, 1950 nucleotides. RefSeq names its product sulfite reductase flavoprotein alpha-component. Gene Ontology annotation, cellular component: cytosol. Gene Ontology annotation, molecular function: FMN binding; flavin adenine dinucleotide binding; NADPH-hemoprotein reductase activity. Lineage: Eukaryota; Fungi; Ascomycota; Sordariomycetes; Hypocreales; Cordycipitaceae. The record is from RefSeq and is a predicted model, not a curated record. Bases 1 to 1950 code for a protein of 649 amino acids. The transcript has 4 exons.